AUGGCCCUCCUCAACCCGACUUUCAUAUUCGGCAUCUUCGUCUUGCUCUACCUCUCGUCGUUCGUUGUCUUCGCCGUAAUCCGUAUCAUUACCGGUGUCUCGAUCCAGCGCAUUGGCUAUUUCUCUCUCCGGCGGCUGGCCUACACCGCGCGUGAUGGCGUUCGCUUCGAGAUCAGGGGCCUCGGCCUCAACGUCCACCGGCCGACCUUCGCCCAACCGACGUGGCUGAGCAUUGUGAUGGACGAAUUUGCGGUUACAAUCAAUAUUCAAGAGUUGGAACGGGCUAAAGCAAAGGAGGCGGCACCCGAAGAUGUGGAUUCCGAUUCCGACGUGGCCGAGCAACCGCCUCGACCGACGACCCCGAAAACGCCAAGGACACCGAGGCAGGUUCGGCGUGAUAUCGACCCAGACGAACGGAGCAAGACGUGGAAACGGUUGACGAGGGUCAAGGAGCGCAUUAAGAGGCUACAUCGGAAGGUGAAUUGGCUCCGGAUGGUCGAUGUUGUGGCUACCAAUUCGACCGUCAACGUCACUGGCGUGGGAAACCUGCAGAUGGGUAGCCUCACCAUUGCCGUGGAUACUCGGCGGAAGAUGGUCGAUCGUGCCCGUUUCUUCCUGCAGGGCGGCUCGCAGAGGCGGCCCCAGAACCGGCAAGCCGAGUGGAUAAUGACUCUGCGGAGCGUGCUGUUCACGGCGGAAGGGGGCGAGGCGACAGAGGUCCUGGACAGUGCAACGUUGAACAUUCACGGUUACCUGUACGAAGCUCUCGACGGUCUCCGCGACACUGCGAUAGCACUCAAACUCGGCCGUCUCCACAUUCCCUACGACGAUGUUCGUCACGGCUUGGCCCAAUACAAGAAGAUCAAGCAUGCGGGUGAUGAGCCUUUUGCCCGCGCCGAGCCCGUCGACGUGGUCGUCGACCGCGUCAUUCAGGAGCUCGACGUUCCUGGUAGCACCAACCACGAAUUGAUGCAGACGGUUUCCGACUCGAAGGAGCUGGUGAGCUCAGUUCUGAAGGGGAUCAGAGAGGUCCAGUUUGCCGUCAGCUUCGUGGGGCUCACCAAGAAGGUCGAUUCUGUCAAGCCUGCAGGGAACCCCAUCAUACUCACUGCGUCCAUGAAGGAAGUGGGCAUCGAUCUUCACCGACUGGAUCCCAAAUCUGCCGCGCACAGGAUGUACUUCCCAUCCAAGGACAUCGCCCACGAGGCCUUGGCCGCUGCACUGUCCAUCUCUGUCGGUCUUGAUGAUGGGCACGGCAAACCGGAGCGCAUCAUGUACAUUCCCAUGGCCACUACGACCGCUCGAACUACGCUCCCGUCCAAGACGGUCGAGUUGGCCGAUGACGGUACCGCCGAGCAACGGAACGCCAACAUCCUCUUCGCCAACUCGGUCGUGACUUCUCCGUCCGUCGACCUUGAUCCUCGCCAUCUCCCCAUCCUGUUGGCUAUGCUUCAGCGAAAACCAAAACCUCACAAGACGCCUCAGCAGCAGCGCCACAUGCUCAUCUCACGGUUGCUCCCCAAAGCAACCUACAAAUUCUCUAUGCAUGAGCCCGUCCUGAGGAUAGCUCUUCCGCCGGUGGAGAAAUCGGCGGAUCCCGACGAAUUUGACCUAAUCAUAUCAUCCAUAUCAUCCGUCUCUCUAGACAUGGAGUCAUUCCAUUCGACGGUGGAAGAGCUCCAUUACUCUCUUGCUGCCACUAUGAGAGUCCAGACACACAACUUGUACUACCAGACUUCUGCUGGCAGCAGAUUUGACCUCCUUGAAACAGAAACGUUCGACCUGAAGGUGCAGCUCAACGCAUCACCAGACGUUCGCGUUGUUGUCACCGGGAAUCUCGAGACGUUUACCCUGAAAAUGGUCAGGGAGGAGAUCCGUGACGGCUUGCGUCAGAUCGUUCGCCAGUUGAGGCCCAACGUUGAGCCAGACAAACGCGCCGUGUCCAAUACCUCGACGCACUCCAACUUCUUGCGCGCAUUGCCCGCCUGGCUACUGCAUUUCCAGCUGCAAUGCUCAGAUUGCAGUAUCGAAGUUGCCGGUGUGGACAAAGACAUCUCGGAAGACUCCAGAGGUGUCGCCAUUCAGCUGGACUCGUGGUCUGCCGAAUACCGCGCCCAGAGGCUGAAUGGGCUGCAAAGGCGGCCCUCUCGACGGAGAGCCAGCAGUCGCAGCCUGAUGUCGCCGGAAAGUGAUAUUUUGAGGGCUGUUCCGGCGUCGCCGAGGAAAAAGUACCACCAUGACGGCGACGGCCGUCGCAUUUCCCUGCAUGCCCGCGGCUUCGAGGUCUUCAUGGUCGAGUCGGCAGAGAAGUGGGAGUUUGAGCCAUUCAUCAACAUUCCCAAAUUCGAGGUCGCCCUAUCCACCCUGAGCGACCACCAGGGCCCAGUCUUCCAUAUCCACUCCCACAUCAGGACCCUCCUCUUCCACUACUCGCUCUACCGUCAUUAUGCUAUGGGGGUGGCCGUUUCGAGUCUCCGGAAAGCAUUUAUGAGGACAAGCAAGGUCACUGCUGAGCCAAGGACACCGCCCAUGUCGCCUCAGAGGCGGGUAAUCGGUCACCUUUCGCCGCCCCCGAUUGGGCUGUCUUCUGAUUUGAGCAUGGAUGCCGAGGCUUGGAAGGCCGUGCCUGAGCUUGUCGCUGUUGACUUCAAGGUCACUCUCAUCCAGGUCAAGGCCGAUUUACCUUCGGACCCCCCUUUGAUGCUCCACGUUUACAACUUGGAGGCUGGCCGGCAUCGGUGGUCGCCUCCAUUCAUCCAAUCCAAGCUCAUUCGGCUGUUUGCUGAAGCUCCCAGAAUGCGCAGAGUAUGGGCUCGAGUUCUGAGCGUCAAGAACGUUCGGGCUGACUACCGUGAAUCACGGCACAAACUUCCGGGCGGGGGAGUACGAGAAGAGCGGAUGGUUGAUGUCGUCUCGGAAAACGUCCGCUUGGCCGUGCCUCACGAGAUGGUCAUCUACAAGAUCACCGACAACUUUGUCAACACCUUCAAGUCCGUCCAACAACUUCACCACAAGUUCAAGACGGGCACAAACGAGUACAUUCUCGAGAAGGGACCGGAAGGCCCCAAAAAGGUGCCAAAGGUCUCCCUCAGAGCGAAAAGCUUCCUGUUCGAGCUGGAAGACGGCGCCUUCGAAUGGAAGCUCGGUGUUAUUUACCGCGCGGGCUUGGUUGAGAUGAUGCAACGCCAGGCGCGAGAAGAGGCCUUCCGUGUCAAGGCGAAAAAGAUCCACGAGCAAGAGUCUAAAAAGGGCUUGUCCAAGUUGCGGGCCCGGUCAGCGGCUCCCCAGGACGAGCCUCCCGCACCUGGCACCUCCCAUACCCGAAGCCGCAGCGCCGAUGGCCGGCGCCGCUCACUCAGUGACGGGCACAUGCGCGGUCGGGCACCGAGAUAUGACCCUGAAAACGGCUCUCACGCGAUGAGCGGGAAAGCCCGUAUCUCGAUCGCCGAUGCAAGGCACAAGUUAAACAUGCACAACGCCAAAAGCUGGAAGCAGCGUAUCGACCAGCAGUAUGACCUCGCGAGGAACAUGGCAAAGGACGUGCGCUCCACCUUCUGGGGCGUUAACGAAAUCCCCGACGACCUGGAGGAUAGCGAGAAGAUAUUGGAAGUGCCGCAACGACCGGCGCUCAUGGCGGGGCUGAUCAAUGAUCUACACAUCGUUAUGGAUAAGCCGUCUUUCCCAAUCAAAGAGCUCCCAGAAUUCCUGCACAAGGUUGGGAAGGGUAUGCCGAAGGACAUGAAGUACGCUUUGCUCGUCCCCAUGAGUCUCCAGGUCAGCAUGGGAGAAGCGAGGAUAUCGCUUCGCGACUACCCUCUGCCCUUCCUUCAUGUGCCAGCAACUAAAUCCGGCCAAUCCGUUCGCCUGCCUGCCCUAGCGAUGACAACGGAUUUCGUCAUCGCAGAGGAGUAUCGUGGUCCAGGGUCGAUGAGAAAGAUUCGAGUCCCGAUCGUGCCGCCGCGCGGUCUUGACCCGGCGUCCCCAGAAGACAAGGGCUUUUCUAUAGACGUGCGGAGGACGAUUGGGCCAGUCAAGACUUUUUCAGACAUGAGCGUCAAUAUUCACACUGCCAACCCUACCCGGAUCACAUGGGGGCCGUCCUACCAGCCCGCGAUACAAGACAUGAUGAUGGCCAUCGAGUCUAUGACAAAACCGCAGCUCGACCCUUCCGACAAGGUCGGGUUCUGGGACAAAAUCCGGCUCAACUUCCAUUCUCGAAUCAGAGUAGCCUGGCGUGGCGAUGGCGACGUGCACCUGGCGCUGAAGGGCAGCAGAGACCCGUAUCAAGUCACGGGUAACGGCGCCGGCUUCCUCAUGUGCUUCCGGAACGAUGUGAGAUGGAGCAUCAAUAGCGUUGACGACCCAAAGCGCUUCAUGACCGUCGACAGCGGUGAGUACGUCCUGGCCGUCCCGGACUACAGCCACCAAGUUCGCGAGGCGCGCCGCCAACACGGGGAAGAUGAGAGCAUCAGCAGCGGCUCGAGCUUGAAGACCGGCGCCACCUUCAAGAAGGUUGUCAUGAAGCUAUCCGGCAAAGUGCAGUGGCUCGCUGGUCUUGUGUUCGAGCGGGCGAUCGAGCAGGGCAACAGGAGUUUCGAGUCGAAACCACACUACGAGGUUGUUCUCAAGUCUCCUCACCAAGCCCAAGCCCAAAACGGUCUUCCGUACGACGCCUUCCGUGGGUUUCGCAGCCAGCAUAUUCACCUCUCCGUCGCCAUUCGCGCCCCAGUUGACCGAGAAUGGUCUGGGUCGGUCGUCGAGCCUUCACGCAGCUACAACACCGUCCAUCUCACACCUCGCUUCUUCACUCACUUCUUUGCUUGGUGGUCUCUGUUUUCGGGUCCGUUGUCUCUCCCAAUUCGACAGGGUUCCUUGUGGCCUGGCAGGGAAAAGAGCAGCAAAAAGUUUGGUAGACAUCUUGCCACUAUCAAAUACAACAUUCUGCUGGCGCCAUUGUUUGUGAGCCAUAUCUACAAGCACAAGGACGCCGAGGAUUACACGGAGAACGCCGUUUCCGCCACCGGCAUCAAGGUCCGGCUCGACAGCUUUAUGCUUGACUUGCACCAGCGGCGAGAGGAAUUCAACACCAGGGACCGCGGUCGCAAAACACAAACUAGGACGACCGGUAUGAAGAUUCACGCUGGCCAACUCGAUGUGGUUUCGGCAGACGUUCGCGCUGUUUCGGCUAGCAUCCGGAGCACCACGGCGGAUGCCUUGACGAGGAACUCUCUCUCAACUUUCAUCACGGACCAAGAGGGUGAUGGCACCGACCUUUCUCGCUUCACAAUUCCCGACAACGAUUUGACGUGGAUCGACAUGGAUGACUUCGUGGAACUGGACUGGAUAUUGCCGACCGAACCGAAUCCCGACACUAAGAUCCUGCCACUCGCGUUUGCGCCCCGUGUGACCUACUUCCGACAGACAGACAUCAACGGUACGAUUGCUGGCGAUCCGGACAGAACAAGUCCCUUCGGCAAGGAACCAACCCACUUCUGCAACAUGAGCCAAGAUGACGACCCUAGAACGGUCCAGUGCCAGCUCAUCCGUCGGCGGUUGGAGCAGCUGGAUGAGCAGAUCGAGACACAUCAGCGUAACCUGGGGGAGAUUGAACUUCGUCUCAUCCGAGGCGACCCGGAUGAUGCAGACCUCGAUGCUGAAUUUCAGAUGUUGAACCGGCAUUCGGGGGUUCUCGCCGGGAAGAGGACGUUCCUGCAAGGCAUGCUGGCGGAAAUGACGCCUAAUUCUUCCUCCAGCAAUGAGAGCCGAGAGUCUCCAAUCCCCGAGGAGUUCCUUGAGGCUACCCAGAGCCUGCAGGGGACCAUGUCAACACCUGCCGCCGCCGAGUUUGCGAGCGACUUCAAGAACAGAUUCGUGGUCCACAACAUGCAGCUAAAGUGGAACAACACCCUGAGGAACAUCAUCCUUCGCUACAGCCACCAAGUCGGGCAGCGUCGGGGUUUCGUCUACUAUCUGUCCCGUCCCGCCGUCAAGUUCAUUCUAGACCUUGUAGAAGAACAGUCCAAGUCCAAGAUGGGCAAAGGCAGCACCACCCCGACGCCCGGGGCUCCGGGAACCACGUCCGACGCGAACGGAGCAGAUCGCGACGUCGCAAAAGACAUAGAAGACCGAAUCCGUAGGAUCUUGCAGGAGAACAAAAAGUUCACGGGCUCAGACAACAUCGAUGGCUCGCACCCAACCAUGUCUGAUCUUUCCAGCGGCAUUGCGGAUGAGUUCACAACCCAAAACAGCUACCAUGUCCGCCUGAUUGCGCCGCAGAUCCAGCUGCAGAGCGACAAGAACAAAAAGCACGUGGUCCUCACGGCAUCCAAGGGGAUGGAGCUCAAGGUGGUCGACGUACUCGACAAGAGCAGGCUAUCUGACAAUGUCAGCGGCCUUGUGCAGCGGCGGUUCCUCGUCAACAUGGACAGCACGCAGUUCUUCGUGACCCAUCAAAAGUGGUUCUCGACGCAGCUCGUAUCCAUGUACUCGGGCAAUACCUACGGCACACCCUCGGGCUCAUCGUGGCCACCGUGGGUUCCAAUGGAGGUCAUGUUUGACUUCCAGUCAGACCCCUUCGGGUUCAAGCGCGUCGUGCAGAAAACGUCGGCCAUGCUCCGCUACGACAAAUUCAACACGCUCCGUCUCAAGUACAAUGACGAGGUCAACGCCAGCGAGGGCGAGGAUUCAACCCCACAAGACAGCACCGAGAGCAGGACGGACAGCCUGUGGGUCGAGUUCCCCCAGGCCCAUGCUCUCUGCAACUCUUCCCAGUAUUACGCCAUUUACGUCAUCGUGCUGGAUCUCCUCAUGUAUAGCGAGCCGCUGGAGAAGACGCGAAACGAGAGGCUCGAGAAGAUCAUGCUGGCUUCAGACUUCAGCGACUUGAGAGGAGUCCCGGAGAUGGUCAUCAGGCUUCAGGAGCGUGUCCGGCAGCUGGAGGAGAUCAAAACGCAUUUCCAGAUCCACUCGAAACAGCUGGACAAAAAGGGGUGGAAGGAUCGGCUGGUGCUUGAGCGAGACUUGGCGGCGUGUGAGGACGAGCUGUUCUUCAUGAUGAAAGCCAUCACCUCAUCGCAACGAAAAUUCGACAACACCACCAGCAGUGCGUUGCUGAAGUGGAGCAUCAUGGCCAAGGAGAUCGUCUGGCAGCUCAUCCGCGACAACAACGAACCGCUCGUCGAGCUGCAGCUCAAGGAUGUCGAGUACGAUCGGAUCGACAACUCGGAUGGGUCACACAUCAAUCUGAUCCAGGUGGGCAAAGUCCUCGGUCUCAACCUGCUCCCGGAAGCCAUCUAUCCAUCUAUGGUCGCGCCCUACGUCGAGGGGAACCGGAUCACCGCCGACCCGGACUCUCAGCCGAUGAUCCGGGUGUACUGGAACAUGCUCGAGGCCAUCGCCGGCAUUCCGGUGAUGGACCAUUUCGAGGUCACACUCUUCCCUCUGAAAAUACAGCUUGAGCAUGACAUUGGGAAGAAGCUCUUCGAGUACAUAUUCCCACCCACGGAUGGGGACAGUGCCUCGGGCGGCAAGAAUGAUUCGCCGUUUAUGAUCAAGCAGUCUGCUACCGACGACGAGGACGAGGAAAUGGAUAAUGAGCCGAUGGCCGAUCGCCUUGGAGUACCCGACAAGGACCAGGACGGAUCGCCAUUCACGACACGGGCUGGCUCUCUUGAGAUCCGGCUGCGACCGACUCUCACUUCGGACCCAGACGAGGCGUCUCUCAAGCACAAGGCGCUCAGCAUCCACUCGGGGGAAGGCACUUCGUUCCGGCUCUUCCGGUCGGGGACUGGGCUCAAGACGGUCAACAAGAAGCGGUCAUACGACUCGCUGCGCAUCAACACCGGACGCCCCGGCGUCGGCAGGACAGGGACCGGCUUUUCUUCCAAGGACAGCGCUUCUAUCAACGGCGACUCCAGAAAGGGCUCCCGCUUCACGCUACGUCACAAGUCCAGCGAUGGCGACAAAGCCAAGCAAUCCGAUGACCUGUCCAAGAUGAUAGACCGCGCCUCUAACUACAUGACAUUCGCCUACAUCAAGAUGCCUUCGGUGGUCCUUUGCCUCAGCUACAAGGGCAAAGGCGACCGUAACUUCGAAGACGUGCACGAUUUCGUCUUCCGGCUCCCGACCAUCGAGUACCGCAACAAGACAUGGUCCAACCUCGACCUCGCACUCGCGCUCAAGAGCCGCGUCAUCAAAGCGCUCAUCAGCCACACAGGCGCCAUCAUCGGCAACAAAUUCUCCCGCCAUCGCCCCAACACGGCGCAGCAGUCCAAGCUGCGCGAGCUCGCCACCACCUCGGUCCUGCUGGCCACACCGUCGACGUCCGAGUCGCGCGACAACAGCGGCGAUGACUCGUCGUCGCUGUACGGGAACUCGCCCGUCGAUUUCUCCCGCUCCCCGCCCAGGUCCAUCCGCAGGUCGCAGACGUCCAUUCCCAUCCCGACGUCCACAAGCAGGAGCUCGAGCGUCGCGUCGUCGAUGCGCUCGCAUAUCUCGACGGUGAAUAAUAACAGCAACAGCAGCCGGGACUAUCCCAAGGGCCAGGGUCAGGGUCAAAACCAAAACCAGGGGCAGGGUCAGGCCGCGGGGACGGUGCCGAGCUUCUUGAUGGCGCCGGCCACGCCGUCGGCGACGCUGUCGCCCGACGCGCAGAGCCUGAGCGGAAAAUCAUCCGGCUUCAGCAGCCUGCUCCGGCCCUCGUCGAGCGGCUGGUCCAGGCCGUUCGGCGGCGGCGGCGGCGGCGGCGGCGGGCAGCAAGGGAACAACGGCGGAGGCGGUGGUGGGAUGAGCAGUAGGCCCGGGAGCAGCAGCGGGUUCACGACGGGGUCGGGGUCGGCCUCGUCGCCGAGGCGGUCGAACGCGACUGCUAAUCCGGAGGAGAGGGAGAGCCCUGAGCGGAGGCGCACCGGUGGGCUGGGAGGUGGCGGUGGUGGUGGUGGGGGGUUGAGGGAUAAGAUUCAGGCUUUGGCGAAUCGGUUGAAGGAGAGGGAGAAUACGGUGGUACAGGUUGGGGGUGGUGGUGGUGGUGGGGAAGGGGAAGAGGGGGAGGAGGAGAAUGGGUUGAAAGGCCGGAGGGUAGAGGCCAGGGAGGCAACAGGUCUUGCAUGGAUCGGAGCAUUGGAAGAGCUCCCACUAACCGACAAACUGGUCGAUCGCCAGCGAGAUGCCCUCUUCAACUACUCGGCAUCCUCUCAAACCGAGGCCAGCGCCCUGCGGCCGUGGUCCAAAGAUCCCACCUACUUCAAAACCGUCCGCGUAUCUCCGACGGCACUCGUCAAGAUGGUCAUGCACGCACGAUCCGGCGGCGCCCUCGAGGUGAUGGGUAUCAUGCAGGGGUACGUGGAUGGGACGGCACUGGUAGUAACGGACGCUUUCCGACUGCCGGUCGAGGGGACCGAAACUCGAGUUAAUGCACAGAGUGACGCCGACGAAUAUCUCGUCGAGUACCUCUCGCUAUGCCGCGACGAGUCCCGCCAGGAGAACGUCAUCGGCUGGUACCACUCGCACCCGGGCUACGGCUGCUGGCUAUCAGGUAUCGACGUGGCCACACAACAGCUGCAGCAGCUCCAGGGCCCCAUGGUGGCCAUCGUCAUCGACCCGGACCGCACCAUCUCCGCCAACCAAGUCGAGAUCGGCGCCUUCCGCACCUACCCAGACGGCUACACCCCACCAACCAACACCACCACCACCACAACCACCUCUGUAUCGUCCGGCGUGGGCGGGCAGUCAGUCCCCCUGGUGAAAGCGGACGACUUCGGCGCGCACGCCAGCAAGUACUACGCGCUGGAGGUGGAGCACUACAAGAGCACGCUGGACGGCAAGCUGCUGGAGCUGCUGUGGAACAAGUACUGGGUGCAGACUCUGGCGCAGAACCCGCUGCUGACCAACCGCGACUACGCGAGCAGCCAGAUGGGCGACGUCGCCCAGCGCGUGCGCGAGACCGCCCUCGCCGUCUCGCGCGCCGGCAAGGGCGCCGCCGCCAUGGCCGCGUACGGCGGCGGCGGCGGGCGCGGCGGUGAUUUCUUUGCCGGUGGGGAGGGUAUUGCGGGACCCAGUGGGAGUGGGAGUGGGAGUGCUGGUGGUGGUGGGGGCAGGGCGGCCGAUAGGACCGGUGCCGGCGGGAAGGGGGGGGAUGGGGCGGUGGAGAAGAUCGUGCAGGAUAUCGGGCAGAUUGCGGCCAAGGAGAGGGCGGGCCUGGCCGCGGCUCAGGUGAAGGCGCAGAUAUUCGGUGGUGGGAAUGCGUGA
Chaetomium fimeti is the source of this 10245-nucleotide messenger RNA. Its product is annotated as mitochondrial protein from FMP27-domain-containing protein. The transcript has 3 exons. Gene Ontology annotation, molecular function: protein binding; metallopeptidase activity. Bases 1 to 10245 code for a protein of 3414 amino acids. Lineage: Eukaryota; Fungi; Ascomycota; Sordariomycetes; Sordariales; Chaetomiaceae. The record is from RefSeq and is a predicted model, not a curated record.